Molecule: messenger RNA, 2187 nt
Organism: Cuscuta epithymum
Lineage: Eukaryota; Viridiplantae; Streptophyta; Magnoliopsida; Solanales; Convolvulaceae
Source: the annotation of a GenBank genome assembly
GUGACAUUGGGAGAUGUUGCUGUACUUACCGGGUUAGAGGUUCAUGGGAGAGCUGUUACAGGCACUGCUUGUCGACAGUGGGUGGAUGAGUGUGAGCGGUUGUUAGGUAUGCGCCCCGUUCUUAGGACUGACCUUCAGGGGUCAUCUCUGAGGAUGCCAUGGUUGAGGGAGCACUUCCAGGUGCUUCCUCCCGACGCUGAUGAGGUGAUGAUCCAGCAGUAUGCUCGGGCUUAUAUAUUGAUGAUGAUGGGAGCCUCCAUUUUCGCUGACAAGAGCGGAAAUGAGGUUCAGGUGCUGCACUUACCUUUGCUAGAGAGGUUUGAUGUAGCAGCACAGUUCAGCUGGGGUAGUGCCACCCUGACUUACCUGUACAGACAGCUUUGUCGCGGCUGCCAGAGAGGAAGCACAAAGCUUGGGGGAUUUUUGCUACUCCUCCAGAUUUGGUCAUGGGAGUAUAUCCACAUUGGCCGUCCCAUUAUAGUCGGAUAUCAUGGCAUUGAUGGACAGCCACUGCCUGAUGAGCCUCCACGUCUUCUAGGACCUCAUCAUGUAUGGGGCGAGGACCCUCUAGGCCGUCGAUGGCUAUAUGCUGGUCUAUCUCGCAUGUCAUCCGCUACUGGGCUCGGUGUGUACAGGGAUGCAUUUGAUCGGAUGUCUGAGGACCAGGUAUGGUGUGGGUAGUAUAACAUUAACUAUAAUAUGUACAGAAAAUCUCCUAAUUUUGUAUCGUUAUGAAACAGAUUACAUGGAUGCCGUUUACACCUGAGAUGUUAGCAGAGUUGCCCCCAGCUGGACGAGAGCAUACUCACAUAUGGCGAGCACGUGUGCCGUUGAUAUGUUUUGACAUUGUUGAGCUUCAUUUGCCUGAUAGAGUCUUGCGACAGUUUGGGUUUGAGCAGGUGGUUCCACGGCCUAUCGACACUUAUGUUGAGCUGCAUAGGCUGGAUAGGCGUGGGAAGCAUACAGAGGAUUGGGCACUCAGACAUGUCCGAUAUGUGACUAUGUGGGAAAGGAGAGCUGAGCUAGUUGUGGCCGGGACACUGACAUAUGUGCCAUCUGUUUCAGGAGACUACAUGGGACGGUAUUACAGCAUCACUCGUUUGUUUGUGUCUCCUUCGUUCAGACUCCCUACUCAUCAUUAUCAGCCCAGUUCCUUAGCUUUGCAUCUUACGGUGAGUAUAUUACUAAUUAGUAAAGUAAGUCAUUUUAUUUAUGUAAUAUUUGUAUAUAUUUCAAUGUAAAUGUAAUUGUGUUUCACAUUUCAGACACGAGCUUUGCAGCGCAUACAUCAGCGGGCUACUGCCACAGUGACUGAUAGUCCUGAUGUGGACUUGUAUGGACAGGCUCUCACAGACAUUGCGUCCUUGUGUUCAGAUGUGUUGGGGCCUAUGUUGCACGGAAACGCGAAAAUCAUGAGAAAACGGGAAACGGGAAACGUCAACUUUUGCUCAAAAAAGGCUUAUUUGGAGAGUUUCCAAAGAGUUUCCGAGAGUUUCCGAAACGGGAAACGUACCCUUUCCCGAGAGUUUCCAUGCUACCUAGGUUGGGGCGAGUCGACUACGGCCAUCUUAUACACAUGCCCCCAUCUCAGGAGAUGCCAUCCACGUCUAGUGCAGCGGCGGCUUCAUCAUCCCAGACGCAGCAUGAGAGAGUGGUUCUUCAACCACGACAACGGCGUAGGCGUAGACAGGAGCAGCAACAUCUCCAUGACGAAGUUGACGAUGGGAACUUGUAGUCUGUCUUUUGUAUUGUAGUUUUUCUUAUGCAGUAGAUGUUGUAGGAACAAUUUACAACAUUUGACGUAUUUUCUCUUGUAAAGUCUUGUAUGUUGUCUUGAUGUGUUCGAGUCUGAAUAUUAGAUGAUUACUUGUUAUGAAUAUUGAAUGAUUGUACUGUGUUAUACCGGUUAUUUUCAAGGUGUUUUUUAUGUUGAUGAGAGGGGGUGUUAUGUAUGUGGUUGAGAAUACGUGUGUUGUAUGUUUUAUAAUGUGUUUUAUAAUGUGUUGUAUCUGGCUCGUAACACUUAAACAGGAGAAGAGAGACCUUAUUUAUAGCAAACAGAUGAGUCCGGGUUGAAUUGGGGCGAAAAAUCUGCUGAAAUGCUGUUUUUGGACCUAGGCACGAUCGUGCGUCCCAGGGUACGCACGAUCGUGCGUGGCUGGCAGUACCUGCUCGCCUUCAACCAUA